Molecule: messenger RNA, 1581 nt
Organism: Colletotrichum truncatum
Lineage: Eukaryota; Fungi; Ascomycota; Sordariomycetes; Glomerellales; Glomerellaceae
Product: signal recognition particle protein SRP54
Biological process (GO): SRP-dependent cotranslational protein targeting to membrane; SRP-dependent cotranslational protein targeting to membrane, translocation
Cellular component (GO): cytosol; signal recognition particle, endoplasmic reticulum targeting
Molecular function (GO): GTPase activity; 7S RNA binding; endoplasmic reticulum signal sequence receptor activity
Source: RefSeq, a predicted model, not a curated record
AUGGUUCUCCAAGAUCUCGGUCGCCGAAUUAACACGGCCGUCACAAAUCUCACCAGAGAGCCCAACCUCGACGAAAAGGCCUUCGAUGGAAUGCUCAAGGAGAUUUGCGCCGCCCUUCUCGAGGCCGAUGUCAAUGUUCGCCUUGUCGGCCAGCUGCGAAAGUCGAUCAAGUCUACUGUCAACUUCAAGGAACUCCCACCCGCCGUCAACAAGAAGCGCCUGAUCCAGAAAGCUGUCUUUGAUGAACUCGUUAAGCUUGUCGAUCCCCACGCCGAACCCUUCAAGCCUAAAAAGGGCAAAUCCAACAUUAUCAUGUUUGUCGGUCUGCAGGGUGCCGGUAAGACGACGACAUGUACGAAGCUCGCGCGACACUACCAAGCCAGAGGCUUCAAGGCAUGCUUGGUUUGCGCCGAUACCUUCCGUGCCGGUGCUUUUGAUCAGCUGAAGCAGAACGCGACCAAGGCCAAGAUUCCCUACUACGGCUCAUUGACGGAGACGGAUCCCGCGGUGGUCGCACGAGACGGUGUUGAGAAGUUCAAGAAGGAGAAGUUCGAGGUAAUCAUUGUCGAUACCUCCGGUAGACACAGGCAAGAGGAGGCUUUGUUCCAGGAGAUGGUUGAUAUCCAGACGGCAAUUCGACCCGACGAGACUAUCAUGGUGCUCGAUGCAUCCAUUGGUCAGCAGGCUGAGUCGCAAGCCAAGGCUUUCAAGGAGGCGGCGGACUUCGGAGCCAUCAUCAUCACAAAGACUGACGGUCACGCCCACGGUGGCGGUGCCAUCUCCGCUGUAGCGGCAACACACACACCAAUUGUUUUCAUCGGUACGGGUGAGCACAUGCUUGACCUCGAGCGCUUCGCACCACAACAAUUCGUUUCAAAACUGCUCGGCAUGGGCGACAUGGCUGGUCUCGUAGAGCACGUCCAAAGUCUGAAGCUGGACCAAAAGGAUACGAUAAAGCACAUCACCGAAGGUAUCUUCACGGUCCGUGACCUGAGGGACCAGCUCUCCAACAUCAUGAAGAUGGGCCCACUAUCCAAGAUGGCCGGUAUGAUUCCUGGAAUGAGCGGCAUGAUGCAGGGCAUGGACGAUGAGGAGGGCAGCGCUAAGCUCAAGCGCAUGAUCUACAUCUGCGACUCGAUGACGGACAAGGAGCUUGACUCGGACGGCAAGAUCUUCAUCGAACAACCGACGCGUAUGACACGUGUAGCCCACGGCUCGGGAACGUCGGUACGUGAGGUUGAGGACCUGCUGACGCAGCAGCGGAUGAUGGCCGGCAUGGCCAAGAAGAUGGGCGGCAACAUGAAGAACAUGCAGCGCGCCCAAUCAGCUAUGGCCGGUGGAAACAAGGCACAGCAGUUGGCUGCCAUGCAGAAGAGGUUGCAGAGCAUGGGUGGCGCCGGUGGUGGCGGCGGAAUGCCGGACAUGGGCAGCUUAAUGAAGAUGCUCGGCGGCGGCGGCGGCGGCGGUGGAAUGCCUAACAUGCAGGCUAUGCAGAACAUGAUGCAACAGAUGGGCAUGGGAGGCGGUAUGCCUGGCAUGGGUGGUAUGGGCGGCAUGGGCGGUGGCCGUGGACGACGCUAG